Molecule: messenger RNA, 2066 nt
Organism: Raphanus sativus (radish)
Lineage: Eukaryota; Viridiplantae; Streptophyta; Magnoliopsida; Brassicales; Brassicaceae
Product: protein LIKE EARLY STARVATION, chloroplastic-like
Exons: 4
Coding region: 171-1904 (577 amino acids)
Biological process (GO): starch metabolic process; regulation of starch metabolic process
Cellular component (GO): starch grain; chloroplast stroma
Molecular function (GO): starch binding
Source: RefSeq, a predicted model, not a curated record
CGCUUACUUUCAUAUUCUACUAAACACGUGAAACCAGACCCAAUCGUUUCUAUCAAAACAAGUGAACUUCAAAAAAAGUGUUUGUUUAUAAAGCUUUCCUCUUUCUUCUACUGCUCACUUUCAUAUCAUAUCAUAAUCACCCGCUAAUUUCGAAACCUCGAAAAACAAAAAUGGCUUCGCGUCUUGGAGUCUCCCUCCGCGCCGCCUUAACGGCAUCUCGCGCCCCGCACUUCGACGACGGAACACGCCGUCACUCCUCCUCCUCCUCCUCGAUUUUCCCGGCGCUAUUCCCGAACCGGAGGAAUCGAACCGGAUUGAGGACGCUUAGGGUUUCAAAUGACGGACCCGAGUCGUACCUCGAUAUGUGGAAAAACGCCGUCGAUCGCGAGAAGAAGGAGAAGGCCUUCGAGAAGAUAGCCGAGAAUGUAGCUUCCGAUGGCGAGAAAGACCAAGGAGAUUUAGACCUAAACAACAAGAAGAAGAGCGACGAAUUCCAGAAGAUCUUGGAAGUUUCCGUCGAGGAGAGGGAUCGGAUUCAGCGGAUGCAGGUCGUUGAUCGCGCCGCCGCGGCUAUCUCGGCCGCCAAAGCGAUUCUCGCCUCUAACAGUUCAGGCGACGGCGAAAAUGGUUUUCAAGAUGAUGAAGAGAAGAGUGACGGAACCGAGACUCAGAACAAUGCUAAAUCCAAAGGGAUGUGGAGCAGAACAGUGUAUGUUCCUCGGUCUGAAGCUUCUGGUUCCGAGACACCAGGGCCUGACUUUUGGUCUUGGACACCUCCUCAAGAUAGCGAAAUGAGUUCCAAUGUGGACUUGCUGCAGGCUGCAGUCAAGCCUGCAGAGUUUUCAACCACUGUAUUGGAGAAAGAACCUUCAGCUGACUCUCUUUCCAUACCUUACGAGAGUAUGCUCUCCACCGAAAGACAUAGCUUUGUUAUCCCUCCUUUUGAGUCUUUGAUCGAGGUUAAGAAAGAGACGGAGACAAAGCCCACGUCAGCGGAGCAUGACCUUGAUGCCGAUUCUUCGGCGAAUGCGGAAGAAGCGGCUCGUGUUCUUGACGGUUUGGAUGAUUCUGCGUCCUCUGGGGUCAGCCAAGAGGGGUUGAAGUGGUGGAAGCAAACGGGUGUUGAGAAACGCCCUGAUGGUGUGGUUUGCAGGUGGACUAUGAUACGUGGUGUUACUGCUGAUGGUGUUGUUGAGUGGCAGGACAAGUAUUGGGAGGCUUCUGAUGACUUUGGGUUUAAGGAACUUGGUUCUGAGAAAUCUGGACGUGAUGCCGCUGGAAACGUGUGGCGUGAGUUCUGGAGAGAGGCGAUGAUGCAGGAGAAUGGUGUUGUGCAUAUGGAGAAAACAGCAGAUAAAUGGGGAAAGAGUGGACAAGGUGAUGAAUGGCAAGAGAAGUGGUUUGAGCAUUAUGAUGCUACUGGAAAAUCAGAAAAAUGGGCUCACAAAUGGUGCAGCCUUGACCGUAACACACCACUUGAUGUUGGCCAUGCUCAUGUCUGGCAUGAGAGGUGGGGAGAGAAGUAUGACGGGCAAGGAGGAAGCACAAAGUACACAGACAAGUGGGCAGAAAGGUGGGUAGGGGAUGGUUGGGACAAAUGGGGAGACAAAUGGGACGAGAACUUUAACCCUAGCGCUCAGGGAGUGAAGCAAGGAGAGACUUGGUGGGAAGGGAAGCACGGUGACAGGUGGAACAGGAGUUGGGGUGAAGGACAUAACGGUUCGGGUUGGGUACACAAAUACGGGAAAAGCAGUAGCGGAGAACACUGGGACACACAUGUGCAACAAGAGACUUGGUAUGAGAGGUUCCCUCACUUUGGUUUCUUCCACUGUUUUGACAACUCUGUUCAGCUCCGAGCUGUUCGGAAGCCUUCUGAUAUAGAAAAUGAUGGAGAAAAGCAAUAAUUAUAUUAAUAUAUCGUUUGGUACACUGAGAACUACUUGCUCUCUGAUGAUUUACUUGUUGCCGUGGGUUUAAUAGGUGUUCCCUAAGUUUGUGCGGUAAGGUAGUGUUAUAUUUGUCAAAAAUGUAGUGUUGUAUAAAUAAAGGAAAUUAUUUAACUUGUC